Molecule: messenger RNA, 1615 nt
Organism: Rubroshorea leprosula
Lineage: Eukaryota; Viridiplantae; Streptophyta; Magnoliopsida; Malvales; Dipterocarpaceae
Source: the annotation of a GenBank genome assembly
AUACACGAUCUGGAGAAGACGCGCAUUCUAGCAGAACCGAAAGCAACGCCGGCUAUGGGUUCCCUCGAGACACCGACGAGUGCGGAGAACAACGGCGCCGCAACCCCUGCUUCCGGUACCACGGGAGACGCCGAUCAAAAGCCUCUUGUCGUCCGCAACGGAGCUCGGGCAGAAAUGACGCUGGAAUCGGAGGCGUUGAAAAAGAGGAGGAAUAGUGUGCUCCCUCUCGACGUUGGUAGUCGCGUAAUGUGCCGAUGGAGGGACGGCAAGUAUCAUCCCGUUAAGGUCAUUGAACGGCGUAAAAUGCACUCCGGCGGCCCCAAUGAUUACGAGUACUAUGUCCAUUACACCGAAUUUAAUAGGAGGCUUGAUGAAUGGGUAAAGCUUGAACAACUUGAUCUUGAUUCAGUGGAGGCUGUUGUUGAUGAAAAAGUUGAAGACAAGGUAACAAGCUUAAAAAUGACACGCCACCAGAAACGGAAGAUUGAUGAGACACAUGUAGAGGGGCAUGAGGAGCUUGAUGCCGCUAGCUUGCGUGAACAUGAGGAAUUCACAAAAGUAAAAAAUAUAGCUACCAUAGAGCUUGGGAGAUAUGAAAUUGAGACAUGGUACUUCUCUCCUUUUCCAGCAGAGUACAGUGAUUCACUGAAGCUGUACUUUUGUGAAUUUUGCCUCAACUUCAUGAAGCGCAAAGAGCAGCUUCAAAGGCACAUGAAGAAGUGUGAUCUCAAGCAUCCCCCUGGUGAUGAGAUAUAUCGGAGUGGUACACUGUCAAUGUUUGAGGUUGAUGGCAAAAAGAACAGGGUUUAUGGGCAGAACCUUUGCUAUUUGGCGAAGUUGUUCCUUGACCACAAGACCCUGUAUUAUGAUGUUGACCUGUUUCUAUUUUAUGUUUUAUGUGAAUGUGAUGAUCGUGGAUGCCACAUGGUUGGAUAUUUUUCCAAGGAAAAACAAUCCGAGGAAUCCUACAAUUUGGCAUGCAUCCUCACUCUUCCUCCUUAUCAAAGGAAAGGCUAUGGAAAAUUUUUAAUCGCCUUCUCAUAUGAACUUUCCAAGAAAGAAGGUAAAGUUGGAACACCUGAAAGACCCCUUUCUGACCUAGGGCUAUUGAGCUACAGAGGAUAUUGGACCAGGGUUCUUCUAGACAUCUUGAAAAAGCACAAGGGAAAUAUCUCUAUUAAGGAGCUCAGUGACAUGACAGCCAUUAAAGCAGACGAUAUUCUAACUACUUUGCAGAGCUUAGAAUUGAUUCAAUACAGAAAAGGGCAACACGUCAUCUGUGCAGAUCCUAAGGUCUUGGAUCGGCAUCUAAAAGCUGCUGGACGUGGGGGUCUUGAGGUUGAUGUUAGCAAAUUGAUUUGGACUCCUUACAAAGAACAGGGCUGAUGCUAACAAAACUAUUAUGGUUUAGGUAAUAAUUGUAACAACUUUUCGUGUAUUUGUAUAAUAAGUUACUACUAGGAUAUGGGUUAGAAUACAGAAACCAAGAGCCAUUGGCUUCCUAUUGUAAUUUGUUUAGGUAUUGUUACGGAUAUUGAUAAGCUGACCGAAACUCACAUUGUAAAGAUAGCUUUUCCAGCUGUGAAUGCGGUUCCCUUGACCUACCAAAACUGUU